AACUGGAUGGGCUUCAUGCUGUGACUAGGGUGAGCACCCGUCCUGCUUUGCGUUGUAUCGCAGCUUCCUCCAGCAGCUGAGCCCCAUGUAUACCAUCCUCAACGUGAUGGUUCUGCCCAGCAACGUGCCUCUCUCUGAGGUGAAGGAGAAACAGGAGGGAACCACCUACCUGCGUGUCAGUUCUGACUGCCGGCUAUCUAAGGGGGAAAGGUACAGUCUCACCUGUCAUCUGGAAGAGACACCCCGGAUACAACCAAAGUUUGUUCUGUUGGACUGGAACUACGGACCCAACUACCACCCCACCUUCCAGGUGUUCCUGCGCCCCGUCACACAGGAGGCAGAGCUCAGCCUGUUGGAGAGGAAGCUGGAGGGGGUGGAGGUGUGGUCGGGCCUGGUCCCACUGACAGGUGCUGCUGUCACCGGAGCGACGACGUCAGAGGGACCGUCUGAGCGCGCUCAGGGUGAACGUGCGGAGCAGCAGCUAAAGGCUGUGAGAUCAGAGUUUGUGAAGAGUGUGUCAGUCCCCGUGCUGAAUAGCCUAUUGGACGAGCUCCGUCAGCAUGGAGUCAUCACGCAGGAAGAGGAGGAGUCUGUCAAGGCCAUCGCUGAGAGGGCGGAGAGAGCGCGCCACGUCAUCGACGCCGUGCUGAACAAAGGAGCUGAAGCCUGCCGCAUGAUGACAGUGUUCUUACUUGAGCAGGACUCCUACAUGAGCAAGAAGCUUGGUCUAAGAUAGUGUGGCUGUGGGGGGGGGGGAUGUCUGGACACCAUUUGUGCAUGAAAACAGGGAUGUAUGAUGUUAAUCACACUCAGGAGAUCAGCCAUGGCCUUAUCUGUUCAUAUGUUUAGUCUUAUUUUCCACUCAGGUCAGUCCUACUGUAACUCUGUAAAGUCUGCAAUGAUCUGAGCAAACAUACUCAAGCCUAUCUUCAGCAAUCCAGUUAGCUGUCCUACUCUGUAUUCAAUGUUUUUUUCAAUGCAAGAAAUGUGUAAAUAAGAAAAUUGAUCCACAUCAAUGGCAUUCUAAACUAUUUUCUUUGAAUCUGACCUCAAUCAGGUUCUUCAGAGUGCAUCAUGUUAGUGUGCCCAGGCAGACUACACCAGAAAGCUUGCAGACAAAUUGAAUAGGUGAAACUGUUUAUGAUUAAUGAAAAUGUUUACACGGGACCCCUGCAAAGUAUGGUCUAGCCCUCUCACACAGUGCCAUACACAACAUCUAACAGUGAAUGAAACCUGUGUUUAUAGUUAGCUUGACGCUGGUACUAGAUUGGAGAUCUAUGUGCCUCAUCAAGUGAUCCUCCAUCAGUACUUCUGCUGAGACAUUUGGUCCGCCUAUUAAAGAAUGUAUUGUGCUUAUUAACGUUAUGUCUUAGAAGUGUGCUCAGGCUUAAACAUUGUGUCUCACACAGGGCGGGGGGAGUCAUGGGUGCGGGCGGAGAAAGAGGAACAAUCCAGAUGAUUCUCGACCACAGUAUGGGAAAAAGGCUGUAUUUUGUGUCUCUAUCUCUUCAUUUUCAGAAACAACCUUGAAACCGGGCGGAGACGGCACCCGAGCAGGUGGGACGCGUAGGCAAGAACAACUCCCUGAUGCACGAGAGAACAAGCUCAACCCUCUUUUCAUCUUUUUGUUUUACUGCACUGUAUAAUAUAUGCUGGGGAGGGACAGAUAGCCAGUUGGACUUCGUGAACCAGCCCAAACUCUGUUGCGGGUAGGGAAACGUAGACAACCCCAGAGCUCUGUACUUGUUGAUUUCCAACUGCUGCAUUAAAGCUGAUAUUAUCGGA
Osmerus eperlanus (European smelt) is the source of this 1785-nucleotide messenger RNA. RefSeq lists its product as uncharacterized. Gene Ontology annotation, cellular component: AIM2 inflammasome complex; IPAF inflammasome complex; NLRP3 inflammasome complex. The transcript has 4 exons. Lineage: Eukaryota; Metazoa; Chordata; Actinopteri; Osmeriformes; Osmeridae. The coding region runs from base 86 to 736 and encodes 216 amino acids. The record is from RefSeq and is a predicted model, not a curated record. Gene Ontology annotation, biological process: regulation of apoptotic process; regulation of inflammatory response.